CCCAGGCUAUUGCUGAAGAAAGACGACGGAAUCAAAAUGGUAUUAUUGCAGAUGUAAUGAAAACCUCCAGUAUGUCAUUUAAACCUGUAAUUGACGGCUCUGUUUUAAGAAAUGAUCUAAAGCAACAGCUCGCAAAAGAACGCAGAGAAGAAAAACAGCGACUACAAGAUGCCAAUAAGGAAUUACAGUUCCUAGAAAAAGAAAGAAAAUCGAAGUUGGUCUACGAGAAGCAGCUGGAAGAAAAACAUCGAAAGCUGAGGCAACAAAAUGAAAAAGAAGAGCAGCGAAGAGCGUCUGCAGAAUGUAAGAGAAAGCAGAAGUUAGAGGAAGACAAGGAGAAAUAUAAAGCUGCAUUGAACCGAACAUCAGAGCACAGCAGCCGUGUUGACUUGCAUCCAAAGAGGUGGUCCUGGGAAAGUUCUUUGGCCUUUAAUUUGGAGAGCGGAUCUGCUAACCGCCGUUCUAGUUCCACUGAGACACUUGAACAAAAAAGUGUCGCUGUCAACAGACCCACGUCUACCACAGCUACCGGUCUUCACCCUCCUGCUCUUAAUAGACUAACAGAUAAGAAGAGAAGCGUGUCUUUGGUCAGCAAAGAUAUUAAGAUGUAUUCAUCUACCGAAUUGGACCAGCUACGAAAGGAGGAGAAACUAUGUGUUCAUCGCCUAUGCCCUCCACAUGCGAUCGUCAGUCGUCUCCUGGAGCCAACCCUAGCGUCACUUGCCAGAAGUCAAAGCGUGACUUCCUUACCCAGCCCAGCAAAGGCUACAUCAGGCGUCAGUACCAGUGUCGUCCACCAUCUUAAGACGGCCAUCCGGAGCCCUAGAAAUGAUGAACCAAAGACACCUAAUUUGCCUCCAAACUCCACUAUAAACAUGAUGCAUUUGGCAAAACCAAAAUUCUUGCCCGAAGGGAAAAUAGAAAUGCCCCUGGUCACCGGUAUGGAAGCAUUUCCUGCGGCUGCCACAAAAGUGUCCCCCAAGAUGGACAUGAAAGCCUCCUCAGAGACCAAGGUAAAAGCUCCCCCUGAAGCCUCUCCUAAAACUAGCAUAGACAUCAAUGUGGAAGCCCCUCCAGAGGCCGGGGUGGAAGUGUGCCCAGGGACCAGCAUGGACGUACACGUCGAGGCUAGCGUGGAUGUCUGCCCCAAGACCACGGCUGACAUCCAUCCCACGGCCGCAGUGGAAGUGCAUGUGGAAGCGAGUGGAAGCGAGAUGUGUGGGGUAACAGCCCUUGAUGGUGUAAAGGGAACCUCUUCUCAGUCUGCUCAGAAAUCUGCCUCAAGUCUUGGGAGCAAGAAGCGCCUGCCAUCCAACACAUUAUGUUACCAGCGGUCUACAACCGGGUGUCGCGCACCUUCUCCUACUAACAGACUAGCCCCAAAGAAUCGCCCUCCAUCGCCUUCAUCGAAGACAUCCUCUCAUUCGAGCAAAGGAACCCCUGUUCAACAGACCGGGUGUGCGACAAAGUCCACGACGAGAAGCACCCCCGGGACUAUGAACGCAGAGGAGGCAACACAAAUGUUGACACAAAAGCGACGGCUUGUUCGAGAGCAGAAGGAAAAAGAAGGGGAGGAGCAAGCAAAAGGCGACACACAGGAAAGUGCCAUGCAGCAAAGACAUUUGCUGGCCAAGAGUACAAUCGAAGGCCAGGGCGGUGACCUUGUGAUCAUGGACCAUCAGAAAGAGAUGGAAAUGCAGAGUGCGUGUCGGGCGCAGGAAGAGCGACCGGCAGUCAUACAGGAAGGGGAUGCCAAAAUUAAAGCCCAGGAGGAAGCUGAUGAACAGAAGAAGGAACGUGAGAGACGUAUGUUGCAAAAUUUGCAGGAAAGAUUGGAAAGGAAGAAGAGAAUAGAGGAAAUAAUGAAAAGAACGAGAAAGAGCGAUGUCAACCCUUCCAAAGCCUCUGAAGCGGUCCACAGUGAGCCAGCCGAAGACGAGGAGGCAGAUGACGAGGAGGAGACAUCAGAAGAGGAGGAGACGUCAGAAGAUGAGUCAGAUGCAACCACCUUGUCAGAGAGUUCCAGUGAAGGCAAACCACCUCAGGAACAACAAACAGUGAAGAACAUCAAGAAAAAGUCUUUUAAACUCACAUUUUUAAACGCACAUGGGGAGCAUACAACUAAAGAAACCAAAGCACUGAAUGGUGAUAGGAAAGUGGCUAAAAAAUCUACCAACGAUGCAUUGCUUCAGGCUACAGCUCCCACAUGGACCAAGAAUAAAGCGGUUGGCCACAGUACUAAAACAAAAAACACACUUCACACCAUGAAAUCUUCCAAGAGCCUGGGUUACAAACCUUCAGGGUGGCUAGGGGACCACAUUUUCAGUCUAGCUGACCAGCUAGAACCAGCACACCUUUUAAACUUCGAUGCCAGUCUAAACAAUCAAAGCGAGACUAGAAAUUCGCCCCAAAGUCCUCUGUUUUCUCUGGGGGACAGCAACACAGAAGACAUGUCACUCAACUCCCCCUGCUCAGAAUCAUAAAGCAGCCCGGAGAGCUUUCGUCAUCUCAGCAGGCGCCGUCGCCUCUUACUUUACAACUUCUGAUUGAAACCUCGCAAAGAGAGUCAGCGGCAAAGAGAGGGACUACAUCACAAAAGCAUCUGGCUGCGUCUCACGUGGUCUUGACUGUAUCCUCGACGUCUCUUGCCCUAUAGGCCGAGAGGCUCUGAGUAAAACGUCAGCUGUUUUUCUUCAGCAUCUCCAUUGCCUCUCCUUCUUGUGUGGGACUGCCAGUCAGGACACACGCGGUGCACACUCAGGAUGUUCGCAAAUGACCACUCCCAAGUUAAAAAAAAAAUCCCAACAAAGGAAUCAUUUGCAUCCAGUCCUUACAUUUCCUCCACUUAAGUCCAUGUAACAGUGAAACACUCCUACCUGACCUGGUAAAGAACGUGAUGCCAUUGGUGAGAGGCUCCAGAUUGCUCACGAGACAUGGCUAAUUAAAAAUACUGCAGGUUGCAAACUAUAGUAACUUAUAUUUUACCAUCAUGCAUGUGUUGUGUUCCAAUGUAUGUAUGUGUUCACACACGCACAUACACAAGAGUUCAAAAAAGUCAUGAAAGAAUGGGGAUAAGUGAUCGUGGAAUUUUCCCGUGAACUUUUUGAAGCCCCCUGCUGUGUGUGUGUGUGUGUGUGUGUGUGUACUUUUAAGUCUUUCUUUUGGUCUCUGACUUCAACGUGGGUGAACCCGCACUAUUGGCCCUAUGCACUUUCCACAUUUUUGUUAGCAUCUCCUUUUGAAGUACACGUUCAGGUUCAGCUACAAAACCUUGUAUUGUUUUUAUGGUGUACAUAGAGCAUGUUGUGUCAUGGACUCUCUUUGAUUUUUCUGUUUACAAUCCUUGUUCUGCUUUUUCUCCCCAGGCUUAUGCUCAGGAUUAAGAUAGGUAACCUUCCAAAAUAAUUAAUAAAAAGAUUUAAAAGAUA
Echinops telfairi (small Madagascar hedgehog) is the source of this 3428-nucleotide messenger RNA. It is a transcript of the gene MAP7D3, whose product is annotated as MAP7 domain containing 3. NCBI's taxonomy places the organism in Eukaryota, Metazoa, Chordata, Mammalia, Afrosoricida, Tenrecidae. Gene Ontology annotation, cellular component: microtubule cytoskeleton. The coding region runs from base 57 to 2483 and encodes 808 amino acids. Gene Ontology annotation, biological process: microtubule cytoskeleton organization. The transcript has 18 exons. The record is from RefSeq and is a predicted model, not a curated record.